Molecule: messenger RNA, 1083 nt
Organism: Doryrhamphus excisus (bluestripe pipefish)
Lineage: Eukaryota; Metazoa; Chordata; Actinopteri; Syngnathiformes; Syngnathidae
Source: RefSeq, a predicted model, not a curated record
GUUGGAGUUGAUGGAGGUGGUGGAGAUGUAAAGCUGAAUGUGCUGUGUUUGGGACGGAAGCCGGACUGGAAGGAUUCAAACAGGCUGUUGGAGUUGAGGAAGCCAUCUGACUUUAUCUUGGACAUCAGAGGACACAAAGACAACGCAAUGAUGAUCAAGACUUUCAUUCUUGUAUUUCUGCUCGUAGGAACCAAGACUCUGCCUACUCAAGCAAUUGUUGUUACAACUCCAGAUGAUAAUCCCACGACACCACCCACGCCGCCUCCCACGCCGCCUCCCACGACACCUCCCACGACACCUCCCACGACACCUCCCACGACACCACCCACGACACCUCCCACGACACCUCCCACGACACCUCCCACGACACCUCCCACGACACCACCCACGACGCCUCCCACGACACCACCCACGCCGCCUCCCAAGACAUUACCCACUGAUAUUGAAGUAACAUGUUUAGAGCUAGGCGAUAUACUCAAGUUUAAGCUUCCCAAUCCGAUUCCUGCCUAUUACUUUGCGGUUGAAGACAACUAUAUCAUCUUUAAGGUGCUCACUCCGCCAACUAAACCCCCAACUAAACCCCCAACAACCCCACCAACAACACCCCCAACAACCCCACCAACUCCUCCUCCAACAUCCUCACCAACUCCUCCUCCAACAUCCUCACCAACUCCUCCUCCAACAACUGCUGAAUCAACAACCCCAGACGAUGUCUAGCCUCUGGCCUGAAUUUGAACUGCAGCGUUAUUACUUUGACAUUUAUUUAUCUGCUUAUGUUCCUGUUCUACCUUUUAACUGUCAUUUUAUCACUGACCACUAGGGGAGGUGUGGUGGGGAAGAAGCCACUAUAGCACGAGGCGUUGUGUUGUUCCUGAAGAAAAUGCCAAAUGGCGGAUAAAGACUAGUGCGUGCAGCGCUAAUGUGCUUGGAGUUGUUAUAUUUUCUCAUAUAUUUUUAACAUCAAGAGAAAGAGGAGGAAGGUGGCCCCACUUUGGUUGAGGAGCUCACUGGUGAAAGGUAUAAAGAAUAUCAUGAAUAUUUUCUGUUCUCUGCUUUUUCUGUCAGCAACCAAUCAUUAAAAAU